Messenger RNA from Amborella trichopoda, 1309 nucleotides. RefSeq lists its product as uncharacterized. Gene Ontology annotation, molecular function: hydrolase activity. NCBI's taxonomy places the organism in Eukaryota, Viridiplantae, Streptophyta, Magnoliopsida, Amborellales, Amborellaceae. The record is from RefSeq and is a predicted model, not a curated record.
UUACAGAAACAAAAAACACAGGUGGGGGAGAGAAAGAGAGGGAAAAAGGUUGAAUGCUUUUUGCUCUCUCGACUGAACAAGUCUUUUUCCAGGAACAAUCACUAGCUGGUGAAGUUGGUACAUGAAUCAGAUCCAGGAGAAGCUGUUUCCUCUUUUUAGAAGUUUCUGCUUUGUGAAAGCAAAUAUGAGCUAUGGAAGCAGUUCUUUGGGCUCUGGGAGUAGGGCCGGUAGAAGGGCUUUUGAUUUUGGAAGGACCCAUGUAGUUAAACCAAAAGGGAAGCACCAAGCCACCAUUGUUUGGCUUCAUGGCCUUGGAGACAAUGGUUCAAGCUGGUCCCAACUUUUGGAAACUCUGCCUCUUCCUAAUAUUAAAUGGAUAUGCCCAACUGCACCAACCCGGCCAGUAGCACUUUUUGGUGGAUUUCCGUGCACUGCAUGGUUUGAUGUUGGAGAGCUUUCAGAAGAUGCUCCUGAUGACACGGAGGGUUUGGAUGCUUCUGCUGCACAUGUAGCAAACUUGUUAUCAACUGAGCCUUCUGACAUCAAGCUGGGUAUUGGAGGCUUUAGUAUGGGUGCUGCAACUGCUUUGUACUCUGGAACUUGCUUUGCUCACGGGAAAUACAGCAACGGGAACCCAUAUCCUGUCAACCUUAGUGUAGUUGUUGGUCUGAGUGGCUGGCUUCCAUCUGCAAGGAGCUUAAAACACAAGAUAGAAGGUUCAUCAGAGUGUGCAAGACGUGCUGCAUCAUUGCCCCUUUUACUUUGUCAUGGGAAAGCUGAUGAUGUUGUCCUAUACAAACAUGGGGAAAAAUCUGCAGAAGUCCUGAAUUCAACAGGCUUCAGAAGUAUGACAUUCAAAACCUACAGCAGGCUAGGGCAUCACACAAUCCCUGAAGAGAUGGAUGACAUCUGCAAAUGGUUGAUUGCCAGUUUGGGGCUCGAAGUCUCAACACGCUAAGUAGGAAUAAUCACCUCAGAUUUAAAUACCCAUUAAAAGAAGAAAACGCCAGGAAAUUUCGAUUAAUAUUUGUAACGACUGGAUAUGGAUAUAGGGGGUUAUGAACUUGGGAUCAUGGUAUAAGAAUAUAGAUAUUCUUACAACUCUUUUUAUCACUCAUCAGCUUUUACUUUUCUAUUAUCACAUUGGAAAUGUCUUGAUAUGUCCUCUCUCUAGCUGGGCUGGUUGUGGUAAUGAUUAUGUGCUGAGUUCAUUAUGUUGGGUUUUCUUUGUGGGAUAUGUCGUAAUAACUUUGUCUAGGACUCUUUUCAUUCAUCUAAUGUGAUCUUAUUGGGGUGGAUUGGUUGUUUA